AGUUCAACACACAAAACAAAACUUACAAAAACAGAGAAUUAAAUUAGUGAAUUCAGAAGAGAUGGAGAAGAAGUUGAUGAUAAUAAUAAUGGUUUUUGCACUGGUCAUGAGCAAGAAAAUAGAGAAUGUUGAAGGAAUUACAUGUCCAGAAGCAGUAGCCACACUGAACCCAUGUCUCCCAUUUUUGACCGGGGCUAGCCCAUCUCCCACUGGGCCCUGCUGUUUGGCUGUGGACAGAGUGAACCAGGGUGCAACCACCAGGGAAAUUCGAAGGCAGCUGUGCGACUGUUUCAAACAGGCUAGCCGUUCCUUUGGUGUUAAGGCUGAUAAAGCUAAGCAAAUUCCUGACCUGUGCCAUGUUCAAGUUCCUGUGCCUAUUGACCCUAGUAUUGACUGCACCAAGAUUCAGUGAAAGUUAUUAAUUUAUAAGUAAAUUGGCAGUUGCAUAAACUGAAGGCGUACAUGGAGAAUGGCUGAUUUCUUUUUGUAACCUUCUUUUAUAUAUUAUAUAUUAAUAUUUAUUAUAUAUUUAUGGAUGUUUUUAUGUGUGAAAUGGUUAAAAUUAAUGAAAUCAUAUGUGCUUUAUAUUCAAA
Mercurialis annua (annual mercury) is the source of this 593-nucleotide messenger RNA. Its product is annotated as non-specific lipid-transfer protein A-like. The record is from RefSeq and is a predicted model, not a curated record. Gene Ontology annotation, cellular component: membrane. The transcript is spliced from 2 exons. Lineage: Eukaryota; Viridiplantae; Streptophyta; Magnoliopsida; Malpighiales; Euphorbiaceae. Gene Ontology annotation, molecular function: lipid binding. Gene Ontology annotation, biological process: lipid transport. The coding region runs from base 62 to 412 and encodes 116 amino acids.